CUAAUAAUCAUUUUGGAUGGAUUAAAAUAAUGGAAAUUUGGGUUUAUUAUCGAAUAAAUCUAAUAGUAAAUACAAGGAAUCAAAAAAAAUCAACAAUGAUUUUCUGUUUUAAGAUAAUGGAGAUGAUUAGGAAUAUGUUUCAUUAGAUGAUGCCAGUAUAUCUUUUUAAUUAGCUUUCAGAAGUAUAACAUGCAGAAGUUGUUAAACCUAAGUAACUUGAAGAACCGAUUGCUCAUGCUCAAUAUAAUGUUUAUGUGAACCAAAUAAUUUAAAAUAAUUAAUAAAAAUAACAGAUUUAAUAGUAGAACUAAUAAGCUGCAUAAUAAUAAGUUAUGUAACCCCAAAUUUAAGAAUAAUAGAAAAAACCAAUUCAGCAAUAAGUAGUAAAAUUUACAUAAUCUAAAUAGAAUAAUUAAUAUAUAAAUAAUCCAUACAUAAAUUAAUAUUCUAAUCUUAGUAUGGAUUAAAUAUUAAAUUCUUUUUCUAGUACAAGUAUUAAUUACAAUAAUAAUAAUGAAAUAACCUAAUCAAAUAGAUAAACUUAUUAGAUUUGCAUUCAUUGUAAAACUCCUUAGACAAUAUUGAAUGAAAAAUAACCUUUUAGAUGUUGUUAAUGUAAGUAAGUAAACCAACCUAACUAUGGUUACUUUUAAUGUGGUACUUGUAAAAUGGUUGUCAUGUAUUAAUGCGAAUGUAUUCAUUUACAAUUUAAAUAGUAUCUAAUAUAAUAAAAUGCACUAAAUGUAAUACAAUGAAUUAUGUCUAACAGCCAAAUCUUCCAAAUACGCUAUAAUAAUAUCAAUUAUAAUAACAAUAAUAAUAAUAGUAGUAGAAUAUACCAUAAUAAUAAUCAUAAGUGUAUAAUUAAAAUCUAUAGCAAUCAAAUGGGUUAUAAUAGAAGAAUUAUUCACUUAAUCCAUAUGUCAGAAAUAAGAUUGAUCCUAUGUAUCAGAAAAACUGA
Paramecium sonneborni is the source of this 961-nucleotide messenger RNA. NCBI's taxonomy places the organism in Eukaryota, Ciliophora, Oligohymenophorea, Peniculida, Parameciidae. The record is from the annotation of a GenBank genome assembly.